Molecule: messenger RNA, 4027 nt
Organism: Pseudophryne corroboree (corroboree frog)
Lineage: Eukaryota; Metazoa; Chordata; Amphibia; Anura; Myobatrachidae
Product: oocyte zinc finger protein XlCOF6-like
Exons: 1
Coding region: 38-2155 (705 amino acids)
Biological process (GO): regulation of transcription by RNA polymerase II
Cellular component (GO): nucleoplasm
Molecular function (GO): DNA-binding transcription repressor activity, RNA polymerase II-specific; RNA polymerase II cis-regulatory region sequence-specific DNA binding
Source: RefSeq, a predicted model, not a curated record
UGGACACACAAGCAGGAAUAUCUCAGAAGGACAUCUAAUGUUAUCCCCGGAUUGUGACAUAAAAGAUAAUGACAGUAGACAGGAUUCUCCAGGAGAUAACCCCAUUACCCCAAUUAUACAUCCAGCUCUAUCAGCUGGUCCCUCUGAUCCUGGGGAAUGUUCUCCUGAUCACUCUGAUAUUGGUGCAUCUGUUACAGCUCUGAGAGUAGAUACAGUGUUUCCCUGGUCUAUAGAUACCAAAUGUUUUACACAGAACACAAACCUUAUUACCCAUCAGCCAGCUAAGGCAGGUGAGAGGCCACUGAUAUGUUCUGAGUGUGGGAAAUGUUUUACAUACAAAUCAGGUCUUGUUACACAUGAGAGAAUACAUACAGGUGAGAAACCAUAUUCCUGUUCUGAGUGUGGGAAAUGUUUUACCCAGAAAUCACAACUUAUUACACAUCAGCGAAGUCACACAUGUGAAAGGCCAUUUCCAUGUCCUGAGUGUGGGAAAUGUUUUGCACAUAAAUCAGAUCUUGUUAGUCAUAACAGAAAUCACACAGGUGAGAAGCCAUUUUCAUGUUCUGAGUGUGGGAAAUGUUUUACCUGGAAAUCACAACUUGUUACACAUCUGCGAAGUCACACAGGUGAAAAUCCAUUUCCAUGUUCUGAGUGUGAGAAAUGUUUUACAUAUAAAUCACAACUUGUAAUACAUAAGAGAAUACAUACAGGUGAGAAACCAUAUUCCUGUUCUGAGUGUGGGAACUGUUUUACAUACAAAUCAACUCUUGAUGCACAUAAGAGAAGUCACACAGGUACAUCACCAUUUCCAUGUUCUGAGUGUGGGAAAUAUUUUGCACAGAAAUCACAACUUGCUAGACAUCAGAGAAGUCACACAGGUGAGAAGCCAUUUCCAUGUCCUGAGUGUGGUAAAUGUUUUGCACAAAAUUCAGAUCUUGUUAGUCAUAACAGAAGUCACACAGGCGAGAAUCCAAUUUCUUGCUCUGAGUGUGGGAAAUGUUUUGCCUGGAAAUCACAACUUGUUAAACAUCAGAGAAGUCACACAGGUGAGAAGCCUUUUCCAUGUCCUGAGUGUGGGAAAUGUUUUGCAAACAAAUCAGAUCUUGUUAAACAUAAGAGAAGUCACACAGGUGAGAAGCCAUUUCCAUGUACUGAGUGUGGUAAAUGUUUUGCACAAAAAUCAGAUCUUGUUAGUCAUGACAGAAGUCACACAGGUGAGAAUCCAAUUUCCUGCUCUGAGUGUGGGAAAUGUUUUGCCCGGAAAUCACAACUUGUUAUACAUCACAGAAGUCACACAGGUGAGAAGCCAUUUUCUUGCUCUGAGUGUGGGAAAUGUUUUGCCCGGAAAUCAGAUAUUGUUAGACAUCAGCGAAGUCACACAGGUGCGAGGCCAUUUCCAUGUUCUGACUGUGGAAAAUGUUUUGCACACAAAUCACAUCUUGUUAUUCAUCAGAGAAAUCACACAGGUGAGAAGCCUUUUUCUUGCUCUGAGUGCACGAAAAGUUAUACUCAGAAAUCAGAACUUGUUACACAUCAGAGAAGUCACACAGGUGAGAAGCCAUUUCCAUGUCCUGAGUGUGGGAAAUGUUUUGCACACAAAAGAGAUCUUUUUAAACAUGAGAAAAGUCACACAGGUGAGAAGCCAUUUUCUUGCUCUGAGUGUGGGAAAUGUUUUGCACUCAAAUCAGCUCUUGUUAUACAUCACAGAAGUCACACAGGUGAGAAGCCAUUUUCUUGCUCUGAGUGUGGGAAAUGUUUUACACAGAAAUCACAUCUUGUUACACAUCAGCAAAGUCACACAGGUGAUAAUCCAUUUCCAUGCUCUGAGUGUGGGAAAUGUUUUGCACUCAAAUCAGCUCUUGUUAUACAUCACAGAAGUCACACAGGUGAGAAGCCAUUUUCUUGCUCUGAGUGUGGGACAUGUUUUACACAGAAAUCACAUCUUGUUAGACAUCAGCAAAGUCACACAGGUGAGAAUCCAUUUCCAUGCUCUGAGUGUGGGAAAGGUUUUGCACACAAAUCAGCUCUUGUUGUACAUCACAGAAGUCACACAGGUGAGAAGCCAUUUCCAUGUUCUGAGUGUGGGAAAUGUUUUACACACAAAUCACAAUUUGUUACACACCAGAGAAGACACACAGGUGAGAAGCAAUUUUAAUCUUCUGGAGUAUACUCAUCAUUGCCAUGCGUUGUUCUUCAAGGUUCUUAUCGUAUCUCCUAUGCUUUUUGCAAUAUACAUGCUACUGCAUGGUGAAAUAAUCAGAUGUCAUGUCCUCAUCUACCACUGCUAUGCAGAUGAUCUGUCUUUUGCUCCAGACACUGAGAACCCAGUCCCAAUCCUAAAUGGUUGUCUAGCUGAGCUCCAGGUGUGGGUGAUGCCAGUUGGCUGUGACUCAGUCCUGGUGAAACAGGUCCAUAUGGUAGAAGCUCACCAACAAAGGACAGGGCUACAGCUCAGCUUUGCAAACCAACCAGACUUACACUUGGGGGUUCAGAGUUACAAAAUUCUGAUCCUGUGCAGAAUCUUGGUGUCCUGGAUUGUGGAGUGACACUUAGACAUCAGGUAUCAGCCACAAUCAGAUCCUUAUCUGAGGAACAUAGCCAGACUCCAUCACUUAUUUCCCUCAGAAGAUCUACCUACAGUCAUACAUGUACUUGUAUCAUCACGCACAGACUACUGCAAUGUCCUCUACCUGGGUCUCCCAGCAAAAUAAUUACUGAGCUUGUAGCUUGUACAGAAUGCAGCAGCCAGGUUGUUACCUAACCAGCCCGUUCCUGCCACAUAACACCCAUUCUCUGCUCCCUUCACUGGCUGCCUGUAAGAUGAUGACUCGGGGCCUAAUUCAGGUUUGAUCGCAGUGUGUGAUCCAAACGGAAUUAUUGAAAAAUUGCGGGCGCAUCCACUGCGCCCAUCCCGUGCAUGCACCUGCAUUUUCUGCAGAGGGGACGCAGAAAAUGUGAUUGCCUGUCAGGCAGAGGCAGUCACGGGGGUGGGCGGGCAAUGCUCCAUUUCCAGGGAGGAAACGGAGCGGUGCGGGGGCAGUGUGGCGCGAACGGAGGACAGACGGGCAUGAUCACGGCUGUGUGACAUCACAUGCAGCCGCCAUGAUCAAGAAAAAUGCAGCGGGCCUCCUGCGCAAGCAGCGGCAGCAGCGGGCCUCCUGCGCAAGCAGCGGCAGCAGGAGGCUUCACUAAUUUCUACGAUAAAGCAGAAAUUGUGAGGCAAUCGCAAUUUCUGCUUCAUCAAGGGGGUAGGCGGUGGUCAGCAUGCUGGGUGGCCUUGCGAUGGGUGGCCCCUAGCACGCUAGGAAAAGGAUUGCUAAUUAGCAGCAUCUGCUAUCCUUACUGAAUUUAGACCCUCUAUUAAGUAAUCUUACUGAGUCCCAGCCUUGCAUGACCAUAAUACCAGAAGCAGCUGCUGCCUCCGUACUGCCCGGGUUUCUUCCAUCUGUUGAUGGACUGUUAGCAGUACCAUAAAUUCCCAAGCAGUGCUAAGAUGUCAGGGGAAACAGGGUGGGUGGCAGUAGUGCAGUAGCGGGGGCUACUGGAGGCAAUGUCUAUGUGGGUAAUAUUGUCCCCAAGCAGGGCUGAGGAGGGAGACAGGGCAGGGGGCAGAAGUAGGAGCUGCUGGAGGCAAUGUCUAUGAGGUUAAACGUCCCCAAGCAGGGCUGAGGAGGGAGACAGGGUGGGUGGCAGUAGUGGGAGCUGCUGGAGGCAAUGUCUAUGUGGGUAAAUGUCCCCAAGCAGGGCUGAGGAGGGAGACAGGGCAGCGGGCAGUAGUAGGAGCUGUUGGAUGCAAUGUGUAUGUGGGUAAACGUCCCCAAGCAGGGCUGAGGAGGGAGACAGGGUGGGUGGCAGUAGUGGGAGCUGCUGGAGGCAAUGUCUAUGUGGGUAAACAUCUGCAAGCAGGGCUGAGGUGUCAGAGCGGGGAGACAGGGCAGGUGGCAGUAGUAGGGGAGACACGGGUGGAUGGCAAUAGUGGGGGGAGAUGGGACGGGCGGCAGUAGUAGGGGAGACAGGGCAGGUGGCA